AUGGGUUGUUUCCACUCCAAAGUAAGGGAAAUUCCCAUGGAAGAUCCGUUUGCUCUUGCGUCAGAGACAGCUUUUAGUGUUAGUGAUGUUGAAGCACUAUAUGAGCUGUUUAAGAACAUUAGCAGGUCAGUCACUGAUGAUGGUCUGAUAAGCAAGGAGGAAUUUCAACUGGCAAUUUUUAAUAAUAAGAAGAAGGAAAACCUCUUUACGAGUCGGAUCUUUGAUUUAUUUGAUGUCAAGAAGAAAGGAGUGAUUGACUUUGGUGAUUUCGUUAGAGCACUCAAUGUUUUUCACCCAUCUGCACCAAUGGAAGUCAAAAUAGAAUUUUCGUUUAAGCUGUACGAUCUAGAUAACACAGGAUUUAUAGAGCGUCAUGAGGUGAAGCAAAUGAUAAAUGCACUUCUAUGUGAAGCGGAAAUUAAGUUAUCAGAGGAAACGAUAGAAACAAUUAUCAACAAGACUUUCAUGGAUGCUGACCCUAAUCAAGAUGGGAAAAUAGACAAAUAUGAGUGGAAAAACUUCGUUUAUGAAAAUCCUUCAUUGUUGAAAGUUAUGACGUUACCCUACUUGAGGGACGUGACCACUGCUUUUCCAAGUUUUGUGUUUCAUUCAAAGGUGGAGGAUGAAAUUGCAGAAUGA
This is a messenger RNA of Vigna radiata var. radiata (mung bean), 639 nucleotides long. RefSeq names its product calcineurin B-like protein 1. Gene Ontology annotation, biological process: calcium-mediated signaling. The record is from RefSeq and is a predicted model, not a curated record. Gene Ontology annotation, molecular function: kinase binding; calcium ion binding. The transcript is spliced from 8 exons. Lineage: Eukaryota; Viridiplantae; Streptophyta; Magnoliopsida; Fabales; Fabaceae. The coding region runs from base 1 to 639 and encodes 212 amino acids.